ACAGCUGACUUUGCUUACGUUUGAAUUACGUUUCUUGACUUUCUUUCUUUCUUCAGCGUUAUUAUUCUCUUCCCUAGCACAUUAUUAGCACACGUCGAUUACUACAACUGUUGAAACCGUGAGAUUGUAGAAACAACGUACAACGGAGAUUAAUUUUUGUAAUUUAAGAUCACAGUUUUCAGGACUUUGGUUCUUACUUAAUAUGGCGGCACAAAUUUCAAACAUUUAUCAGUUCAAAAUAACCCUGAAAAGAAGUAAGCCCCCAAUAUGGCGACGCAUCCUAGUCCCAGAAGAUUACACAUUUUGGAAUUUGCAUGUGGCAAUUCAGCAAGCGAUGGGAUGGUCUUCUGCUGAAGGAAAUUACCAUUUACAUCAAUUUGAAAUAAUCAAUCCUGAGACAUCGCAGAAAGAUUUGAUUGGUGUUGAGGAUAAAUUCAGUGGUUAUGGAGAUGAAUUAAUCAAUGAAAAGAAAGUUAAAAUAGCCAAGUACUAUUCCCUAUCCAACAAGAAAGCAAAUUAUGAGUAUGAUUUCGGUGAUGGUUGGGAGCAUGAAGUCUUGUUGGAAAACAUUCUACCGGCAGUUGCCAAUACUCAGUAUCCAAAAUGUAUUGCUGGUAAAAGAGCUUGUCCACCUGAAGAUUGUGGUGGUGUUGGAGGCUAUGAAGACCUUCUAGAAAUUAUUGCCAAUCCUACCCAUGAAGAGCACAAGGAGCGCAUGGAAUGGUUGGAGGGGAUGGGUUAUGCCCACAAUAAUCAAUUUAAGCCUGAAGAAUUUGAUCCUAAAUCAGUUUCGUUUGAAUCCCUUGGUUUAUUCGGCGUGUUAGAUGGUGAGGAUGACGACAGCGAAUAAUAAACAUGAUUUAAACUUAUAAGGCUAUUACUAUUAGGUAGUGCCUUUAACACAAAAAAACGAAAAAGAACAAACCUUUAUAAUCGAAGAUGCAGAUGCACAUCGACGUGUUCGUCAGUUUUUCAACUUCUAAAUGUUGUAAUGGUCAAGCAGACAAAUCUUGGAAGUUUAUUUUUCAUUAUUAUUUGAUUUUUUUAUUGUCUGCCCUUCGACAAACACAGGCAGCGUUUGACUUUAUGUUUGGCAUGUAUGUGUUUGAUUUGUUAGUUUUCAUUGUCAGCUCGCCUUUUAGGAAAUGGAAAAUGUUACGCCCUUGCUGCAACUUAGAAAUGAUCUGGAAAUUUAUGGUUUAAUAAAACUCAGUUUCUUAAUAA
Daphnia pulex (common water flea) is the source of this 1224-nucleotide messenger RNA. RefSeq lists its product as uncharacterized. The transcript is spliced from 4 exons. Lineage: Eukaryota; Metazoa; Arthropoda; Branchiopoda; Diplostraca; Daphniidae. The record is from RefSeq and is a predicted model, not a curated record. Bases 203 to 850 code for a protein of 215 amino acids.